GCGAGUCGCGGUAGUCUCGCGUUGAGGACGUUAGCCCGCGACCGUCCGCCGUAACGCACGUAUCGGCCCACGACAACACUACCGUGGCAGGUGUCGGUGCCGUGAUGGUUUAAACCGUGUUACAGUUGGUGUGUGCUCGACUUUACAAUUAAUUAUAAUUCUGUGCGGAUUGUCGGAUACCUUCGUCUUUCACUAUGACUGAAUCAAUGCUGAAGGAGGAUCCUCUCUCCAGGAUCCAAAGAGAGAUCAUAGAAGUGACAGAAAGAGAAAGAGAAUUCAAGGAGGGACACUUUAGAAUUAACAGACUAAUGUCCGAGUCGACUAUUGAUGUGAACCAUCAGAAUGGCCACAUGAACGGUGACUCCGACCUCAAGCCGGCGAAGACCCUCAACAGAGCCGUGUCUACCUCUCACCUGCUCGGCCCGAUCGCGCCCUCACCGCCGAUCACACCCUCCGUCCUCAACACUAAUGGCUACACGCGGCGUUUCACACCGCAGACGGGAACAAAAGGAAUCAUGCAGCGAUUUAUCGCUAGUAAAGGCAAACUGCCCGCGUCUCCGGGGCCCAUACCCUCCACCCCCAUCAGCGCGCCUCUCGUGCCUCCACUCGUGUUCCCCACGUCACCCGUGGUCGUCCCGGUGGUCGCUCCUCCUCCCAUCAGCCGCACGCCAGAAGGCAAACCUGUCAGAAAAGGCUACGUACCUGUAGAAGAAAAAAUACAAAAAGAAUUGCAGGAAAUGAAAGAUAGAGAGCACGAACUCAAGAAAAUGAGAAAGAAACAAAAGCCGUACGACUUAGAGCUGAGUGACGCUGAGACCACUUCUGAGUCGGAGGACGAGGAGAUUCCAAUGCCGGGGAAACUAAAGGCGACCAAGUCAAUAGGAGAGCUCUACGAGGCUUUGAACGAGGAGUUGCGGUCGCCGUCUCCACGAAAUAGCUCGGGGCACGAAUCCAUCGGUAGUCUAAAGCCGGCGAAGUCACUGGCGGAGCUGUGUACACUUGCCCCGGGAGAAGAGUUCCUUGCGCCAAGCUCCACACGGCUUAUAGCCAAGUGGGAAUCCCUCAUACAGCAGAAACAGGAGGCUGGCGCCGCUUAAACUCGUAACAAAUGUUCGGAAAGGCUAACUGGUUUAAAUAUGUUGAUAUAACGGGCGCGUGACGCCAGUUAAACACCGUCGCGUUAGGAAGCAGCUGCCGCAUAGUGAAAUUGUAUGCAAGGCCGAAAGUGGCAAAGUUUCGGGUGGUUUCAGUUCGUGCGCUGACGAAGCUACGACAGGUGUGAGUGAAGUUUUGUAUCCAAUGAAAUAUCCUCGAUCGUAAAUUUUAUAAAAUGAAAUAUUUUUUAUAGUGCGGUUAGAGCCAUGUAUCGCUGAUCGAUUUUUUCGUCAGCCAAUCGAUUGUGGGGCAAUUAAUUUUCUCCAGAUUGCGAACAAUGCAAAUGAUGGUUAUCCGUAACAGCAAUUAUCUCGCGCUCGCGCAGUUGGAAAGCGGCCGACACACGAUGCGAACUCGUCUCUGAAGUGUGAGUAAAAUGGUUUCUUCCUAUUGUUUCACGUCAAUCCGGUGAGUUGAAAAACCUGAUAGAUUUUUUCGGUGUGGCGCCGCUUUCCCGCAGCGCCGCACUUGUGUGAGCUGUACGCCACGCGUGGCCUCGCUGUGAGAAAAUUUAUCGAGUGUAAGAAACAAGCUAAUAACACCUUGAAAUCGGCUCCCAGUAUUGUCGAGAUAUCGCACUCGCGUACAUAUUUUAUGAGCCAUUAGAUCGUGUUUCCGGUUUAGUUCGUAGAGGUACUAGUGGUAGUGGCUGUAGAGGUUUCAUUUAGUGUAGGGUACAAGUGUCUUUGCAAAGUUUUCAUAACCCCUGAGAUGAGAGGUUUUUAAAAAAGUAUUUUUACUUAGUAUUAACUUUCGCUCUCAGCUGAAGUAACUCAUUCCAAGCGCGAAACAAUAUGAUUAACUCUUAUCUGUUGUACUUUCGUUUAUUGCAUUCACUAUGCCGCGCGGCCACAUGAUUUAUUCAUCGUUUCAAAGAUUAUAGCAUUCUUUCGCAUAACGCUGAGUCGAGGCGUACCGUCGAUGGCGCGGCUUGUGUUCGACCUCUGAGAGAUUCUCUAUCAACUAGUCGAAGCUGGACUUCGGUUUUAUAUUUAUUUCAUUUAACUCUCACCCACUUCAGUGGAAGAUAACUUCAGGCCAUGGCCAUACUCGAUUCUGUGGUUCGACUUCAAAGGCCAAAUACCAAUACCUACUACAAAUGCUGAUGUGCUUUAUUUCCUUACUGCCUAAAUGCAACCGUUUGAAAAAAACUCGUCGAUAAGCAGGUAGCCUUACUUUUUCGAAUUUAUGAUACGUAUUGAGCAUGUUACGAAAAGACAGACUUAAUAACAUUAAGCCCCACUGUAGCUGGUGGAACGUGUUAGUCUAUAGUGUUCAUUGUUAGAUGUGUCAAAUAGUCUGUGCCUUACAUUUUGUACACUAGAAUUUAGCACAAUAACUAGAAUUGUUGACUAGUAAUGUGCUUCUCUUUGUAAUUUUAUUAUGACAAAGCUGUUUCUGGGAGCUCAUGAAGAUGUUAGUAAUGUUCAUUGACGAUAAUUGUCAAGUAAUCAGCAGUGAUCCAAUUUUCAAGCAGUCUCGCAGCAAUUACUAAAAAAUGAGAACAUUACUAAAAUCUCUAAUGGUGUUGCCUUAUAAAAUAAAGAAAACUUUAGUAGUUACUUCGUUAGCACUAGCAACACGCGUCACUAGUACUAAAUGUAUAAAUUAUUUAUUAGGUACUUAACGAAACAUUUCCUUUAGCAUAAUAAUAAAAUUAGUCAAUUUAAUUUAAUGGUAUAGAGAAUAGAUCAAAAUAAUAACAACUGAGAUUGAUAGAGUAUAAUUGUUGCAAUAUUUCAUAAGAUUUAGUUGUAAGUUUGUUUCUAUUUAUGAUCAGUGCCAGACGGUAUAAAAGAAGUAUUUAUUGUUAAAAAGUGGCCUUGAUAUAACAAAUUCCUAUUUAUACAAAGUUCAGCAUAAUCUUAACAAAUUGUGAUAUGAAAUUGCCUUAAAAUAUUUAUAGUAAAUCUAUUUGUAUAUGAACUGAAACUGUCUCGCGUCUCAACGGAGAGUGCGUUUUACCUUUACAACUGUCCAAAUUAGAUAUCAGAUGUUAAUUUAUGUUUGUUUAAGUAUUUUCGCAAUAAAUAUUGUAAAAGAAUA
This is a messenger RNA of Trichoplusia ni (cabbage looper), 3201 nucleotides long. RefSeq lists its product as uncharacterized. The transcript is spliced from 2 exons. Lineage: Eukaryota; Metazoa; Arthropoda; Insecta; Lepidoptera; Noctuidae. The record is from RefSeq and is a predicted model, not a curated record. Bases 195 to 1097 code for a protein of 300 amino acids.